UAGGGGGGGGUUGCCUGGUUUAUCUUAAAUAUACAAAACCCCCCCCUAAUCUGGGACGGCUUGACCUCACAGGUGUCAUUCCUUGGGGUGGCCCCAAAUCUGCCUUCGCGUAGGGUUGGCCAAUAAGGAAACAGUUCCCAGAAUUCCUCGCUAUUUAUUGCGCUCAGCACUAAACUACAACUCCCAGGAUUCCGCGCGCUGUUGGGGGCGGGGUCUGCCGGUGGCGUCUCCCGCGAAGAGAUGGCUGAGCCGUCCAAGUCGCCCCACCGUUCUCUGUACAAACUGGCGGGUUCUCCUCCUUGGAAAGAGACUUUCAAAAAGGGAUGCCUGGAGAGAAUGAGAAACAGCCGCGACAGAGUUCUGAACAGAUACCGCCAGGCUGAGGGCAACGUACCAGGGAGCACUCAGACCGCCCUUCUGGUGCAGGAGGUGAUGGAAGAAGAGUGGAACGCUUGGCAGCCAGUGAAGAGCUCUCCAGAGGCCCUGGCUCAGUUGAAGGAGCUGAUAGAUCUGAGUGAGCUAGAGGAGAUCCAGCAGGAGCUGUUUGACCAAGAACAGUCUAUCAUCAGGGAAUAUGAGAAGAACCUGCAAUUUGAUGAAAAGAAUCUCAACAUUAUUCUUGCUGAGUGGGAAGCAAACCCCCUCAUCUGCCCUGUGUGUACAAAGUGCAACCUGAGAGUAGCAGAUGGUGUGGUCAGCUGUCAGUGUGGCCUGCGCAUUCCCUCUCAUUCUCCAGAGUUGACAGAGGAGAAACUUCGUGCCCGUUUAGAGGACAGUAUGAAUGAGCACAGUUUAUACUGUCGUCACACACCUGAAUUUUCAGUCACGGUAAUGGCAGAAGAACACCCCAGUCUUUUCAUGCGCUGUCUGGCCUGUGGUAUUUGGACUAUGAUCCUGUAGAGCCAGUCCUGACGGCAUCUGUCUACUGGGUUGGAAACAGCUGGUCUCAUCUGAGGUGGGGCCUUGUAAAUAAUAACAACCUUUUAUUUAUUUUGUGUUAAAACUUUUCAAACAUCUCUGCUUGUUUCAUAAUGGAGUAGAAUACAAACAAAAGAUCUUGGAGAUAAGCCAA
Messenger RNA from Erinaceus europaeus (western European hedgehog), 1072 nucleotides. It is a transcript of the gene RPAIN, whose product is annotated as RPA interacting protein. Lineage: Eukaryota; Metazoa; Chordata; Mammalia; Eulipotyphla; Erinaceidae. Gene Ontology annotation, biological process: protein import into nucleus. Gene Ontology annotation, cellular component: nucleus; PML body. The coding region runs from base 241 to 900 and encodes 219 amino acids. The record is from RefSeq and is a predicted model, not a curated record. The transcript has 7 exons.